AAUUACAGUUGACGACGGUGGCUUUGGGAGAAGAGAAGGGGAAAGGACGGACGUAAGGCGGUUUGGCAAUGGAGUAUUAAGGAGUCAGUGGAACAGCAAAAGGUGUCGAGACUCACUGACGAAAGCUCCAAAGGAAACGACAGAGACACAGAGAAACAUAGAUCGAGUGAGGAACGUUGCGCUUUUUUCUUAGCUCUACAACGACUCACUGAGAACUCGGCAGUCUAAGGCUGCUGAUGUUGUUGGGGUUUUGUCUGGGAGAUGGGUGCGAUCGUAAGGAUCCUUUAGCUGUAGCGCUUACCCUCUCUCACCUCCUCCUCCCUCUCCCUCACUGUCUCUCCCUACCGUCUUCCCAAAGCUGGCAUCGACAGGUUGGGUUCUUCUUUCGUAUAUUAGGUGCAGGCCCACCCGAAGCUUUCUCUAUCUGCUUCCCUCCAACGAAAACCCAAACCCUCUUCUUCCGCCGGUUGUGCUUCUCCUCUUGAAACAGUCUCAGGUCGAAGAUCUCUACUUUGUCCUCGGCCGUGCUGUUGAUCACCUUGCAAGAUCCGAGCUUAAGUAGCAGUGAUAAUUCCCUGUGCUCCUUGUGUUCCUUUUAGAUGUUUUAAUCUCAGAGAGGAUUGUGUUGGUGGUGGUUUAAGAGCUGAGGUAAUGGGUGUUUUGGAUACAUGGAGUUGGACGUUCAGAACUUUUGGAAGAAGCGGCAGGAGAAGCACAAGAAGCGGGCGGCAAAAGGAAUCUGAGGUCAACAAAAUCUACUACUAGCCGUAAGUCCGUAGGAUCGAAGGCUGGAACAGGAAUGUAAGACUAAGGAGAAGGAAUUAGUAUCUUCCGCAUUCAAUUAGAUUCAUCAUAUGCACCACCAGCUUGUGUUUUCCUCCUUCGUCUUCAGCUGCCACGGCUUCGUCGUCCGAGUACGUCCGCCUUCCUGAGAGGGAUGGGGAAGGGUCAUAGCCAUCACGGCCUCAGUUACAACCAGCUCAGUCUCCACGACCAUCAACAAAGGCCGCAGAACCGUUCGUUGAACGACUGGGUGCGGGGCGGCUCGGUCGGGGAGAUCGUAGAGGUGCAUGCCGGCCACAUCGUGCGGUCCACCGGCCGCAAGGACCGCCACAGCAAGGUGUGCACCGCCAAGGGCCUUCGGGACCGCCGCGUCCGCCUCUCCGCCCACACUGCAAUCCAGUUCUACGACGUCCAAGACCGCCUUGGCUACGACCGUCCUAGCAAGGCCGUCGACUGGCUCAUUAAGAACGCCAAGGCCGCCAUCGACAAGCUCGCCGAGCUCCCUCCCUGGACCCCCUCUGCUUCCAACCUCACCGCCCCCCACACUGCAUCUUCCUCCUGCCGUCCUCCGCCGUCCGAUCAAUUCCCCUCCACCGAGCAGAACAUGACGGAGUUUAGCGGGGAGCCAUUUGCAGUUGGGGCUCCGCUUUUGGACUCCGAAAUUCUUGCCGAUGUCAUCAAGUUCUUCUGCCCCAUGGUGGCUUCUGCUACUGCGGCUCCAUUUGCUACCCCUUCCAUCAGAUUAGACAGCUACUUGUCAGACCUUCCAUCACGAACCAGUAGCCAAGCUCAAGACCUCCGCCUCUCCCUCCAAUCCUUCCAAGACCCAGUCUUUCACACUCUGGAAUCCGGCCACCAGCACCACCACCACGCCCAAUGCCUCCGGAGCCCAAAUGCUGCCACGUCCGAUGCUCAUUUCUUGAGCUCCGCCAAUUUGGCAUUCAACGCAGCCUCUGUCUCAACCGGUUUGGCCGAACAGAACCAGCGGAUUGUCCCAUGGAAUGUGGUGGAAUCGAGUGGCGGAGGUGGAGAAGAAGCGUUCGGUUCGGCGGUGCCACUGCACUCGGUGCUCGGCCAAAGCCAGCUUUUCUUUCAGAGGGGGCCCCUUCAGUCCGGUAACUCGCCCGUGGUUCAUGCCCGGGAGGACACUGUCGACGCCGGAGCUGAUCACCGGGUGCAAACAAAGGUUCAUCCACGCACGUCACCCAUAGGAUUCACGUCCGUUGCCAGUGUCUCAGGGUUCCACAUCCCUGCACGAAUCCAAGGGGAAGAGAAACACGACAGCAUCACCGACAAGCCUCCCUCUGCUUCCUCUGCUCCUCGCCAGUGAUGGAUUUGAAGAUGAGUGCCUCUUUUGGUGAUCUUCAUUCAUUGCUUUACCAUUUCGUGUUCUUCUCGACCAUAGAUCGCACACCAACAGACUAGUACAACUUUUAUGUCCCGUUUCUGGUUGAAAUCUCAAGAAAGGAUUUCGUCAAGCACAUUCUCUAUGACUCCCUGACAGAUAAGAUGGAAGUGGAUGAUCAACGCUACCGAUUCUUAGAUGCGCAUAUGGCUUCGUAGAAGAAGCCCCCAGCUCGGUUCCUCAUUUCUCACUAUCAUCAACAAGACAACAACCAGUUGAAGAUCGAAACCAACUUUGUAAGCUAUGAUUGCUUCCUAUAUUUUAUUUGUUGUUCAGAUGUACAUCUUCCAUGUAUCUAUCGAAGUACGUGUAGGUUGGAUGUGCAACUAAAACUCCGCUGCGUGCCUGCAGAAUAAUCAUGGAAAUGGCAAACAGCCGUAGAAAUAUACCUUCAUAGCACACUGUUUAGCUACUUUCCAAAUUGUAUCAUCUCUCUCAUAAGAUAUAUAUACUUUAUGUUCUUUUCUAGGCGAAGGCUUAGCUCGACCUAUAUGUAUCUAUCCCUUUCCUUCUAAUUCCUAAAUAUAAAGCACGAAUCAACGGAGAUUCCUAUGUGGAUUAGAAGAAGAAAGGGUUACCGUUCUUAUCGCACCGAGUCGAGUCAACUCUAUGUGGAAAGAUAGAAAUGCCUCCACGGAUGCCAUCACUCGCAGAUAAACAGCAAGGUGAGUUCUCCACGGCGAAGCGAUCCUUAUGGCAGACCAAACAGCCUGCUGCAAUCUGAAAGCCACCAUCGAGCUCAUCGGCCUCUCCUUCAGCGGCUUCGUCGUCCUCUUUGUAGUCUUCGUCUACGUCCGGUACCGUCUCCUGCCUCAGCUUCCUCCCGCAGGCCCUGCCCAUGACCGACGACCCAAGGCUGGCCUCGAUCCCUCCGCCGUCGCCGCUCUCCCUUCCUUCGCCUAUCGCCAUGGUGACGGCGACGGCAAGGGCAAGUGGACGUCGCUGGACUGCGCCGUGUGCCUGAGCACGGUGGAGGAAGGGGAGACGCUGCGGAUGCUGCCGGCUUGCCAGCACACGUUUCAUGCGGAGUGCAUCGACCGGUGGCUGCUCUCCAGCUCCACGUGCCCGGUCUGCCGGACCGAGGCCGAGUCCAGCGAGAGGAGUGUUGCGACUUCGUCUGCCUCCUCAGCGACGACCAUCGGAGAGACGUCGUCAUCGUCGUCGUUUCCAGGGAUGUGGUCGGGAAGAAGGCCACUGCAAGGGGAUGGAAUUCGAGACUUGGAAAAUAAUCUGUAAACAUCUUGCAAUUAUUUCCUAUUUGUUGUUGCGUAUUGCAAAAAAAAGGAAAAUUAAUAGCACAAUUCCAGUCUUGAUGUUCUAAUAAACAAAGAGUUCUAUAC
Messenger RNA from Musa acuminata AAA Group (dessert banana), 3528 nucleotides. RefSeq names its product transcription factor PCF5-like. The transcript has a single exon. Gene Ontology annotation, molecular function: sequence-specific DNA binding; DNA-binding transcription factor activity. Gene Ontology annotation, cellular component: nucleus. Bases 938 to 2113 code for a protein of 391 amino acids. Gene Ontology annotation, biological process: regulation of secondary shoot formation. The record is from RefSeq and is a predicted model, not a curated record. NCBI's taxonomy places the organism in Eukaryota, Viridiplantae, Streptophyta, Magnoliopsida, Zingiberales, Musaceae.